This is a messenger RNA of Astrephomene gubernaculifera, 2265 nucleotides long. The record is from the annotation of a GenBank genome assembly. NCBI's taxonomy places the organism in Eukaryota, Viridiplantae, Chlorophyta, Chlorophyceae, Chlamydomonadales, Astrephomenaceae.
ACGUUUGCUUUCAACUAGGCUUUUUCUUAUCAUGAUAUCGGACGGUGUUCAGGCGCGUUAAGCAAGUGAAAGUGUUUUGGCUUUGACGUCGUUUGCCCAGAAACGUACACGACAAGCAACUCUGCUACUGAAAACCGCGUCAUGCUUAGGUAGCAUUUGGGUUUAGCUGCAGCGCAUUUGCGGGCUGCUCAACUCUAGCUAGGAGGAUGGGCUGACGUGAUAACAGAGGACCCCGUGCGGAGUUUACGUGCUAACAAUAUGAUUGACCAAACACCUACUCCUCCACCACGCUCGCGCUCAACUUGGACGCCGUCUGCCUUUGGUCGGGCAGUCACCGAUUUUGCGCGACAGCGGCCGAAGCCGGCAAAGCGCCGACGGGCUGCAACGGAUGAGCUCAAGUUAUUCUGCAUGGGAUAUAGACAGGAGCUGGCGCGAAAGCUAACGCUGUUUAACAAUGCGGGUGUCGCGUUCUCGCUGCUUACUCCUUUGACAGCAUUGACUGGUACGUACGGCACCUGGGGCCUGUUGUACGGCGGUCCCGUGGUCAUGAUGUGGGGUUUCCCCAUCGUCAGCCUCUUCUCGCUGCUGGUCGCAGUCAGCCUGGCGGAACUCGCCUCCGCCUACCCCACCAGCGGCGCCACCUACUAUUGGACCUGGGUUCUGGCUCCCCCGCGCUUCAAGGCGCUGUGCUGCUGGCUGAACGGGUGGCUGAUGCUGCUGGGUCAGGGCGCCUUCACCGCCGCCAGCAGCCGCAUGUUCACCGACAUGCUGGAUGUGUUCGUGCUGAUGGCCACGGGCAAGCAGCUCCCCAACGGAAUCCUCAUCGCCGUGUUCAUUGUCGUACUGCUGGGCUCCGCCCUCGCCGCCGGCACCUCCAACUCCGUCACCGCCUACCUCACCAGCCUCUCCGCCUUUUGGAACCUGGUGGCCCUAGCCGCGCUGGCGGUGGCGCUGCCGGCGGUUGCGCCCAAACGGCAGUCCGCGUCUUACAUGUUUACCUGUUGGACGGAUGCCAGCGCCACGACUGGCGUGCAGAACCAUUUUUAUAACCUGUUGCUCGGACUGUUGAUGAGCCAGUACGUGUACCUGGGUUUCGACUCCAGUGCCCACAUCUCCGAGGAAACCCAGCACGCGGAGAUCAACGCGCCUCGCGGCAUGCUGGCCGCCUCCCUCACCGCCGCCGUCACGGGCUACGGGUACCUGCUGUCGCUCAACGCGUGCACGGUGGACCCCGCGGCGCUGCUGUCGACGAAGUCGGAGAGUCGCGGCAAACACGCGGCGGCGCAGCUGUUCUGGAAUGUGCACGCGGACGCUUAUCAUGACGGUCGCGGCGGGCUAGCGCUGCUGACGGUGCCCAUGAUCUCCGCCCUCAUGUGCACCUACCAGUGCGUCUCCGCCAACGCACGCAUGCUGUUCGCCUUCUCAAGGGACGGAGCGGUGCCGCUGAGUCGCUACCUGGGCCGCGUGGAGAAACGAACCCGGGCUCCCGCUGCAGCUGCCUGGGCCAUGGCGCUGCUGGGGGUGGUGCUGGGGGUGCCCAUGUACUUCGCAGCGCCCUACGUGAACACCAUCUCCACACUCGCCAUCGUCAACACAUACCUGUCGUACGGACUGCCCAUCCUGUGCAAGCUGGUCAGCGGCCGCAGCGCCUUCCUGCCCGGACCCUUCUUCACGGGUCGCCGCAUCUCCCGCGCCAUCAACCUCCUCGCGCUGCUGUGGGUGCUGGUGAUCGCCGUGAUCUUCUCGCUGCCCACCGCCUACCCCCUCACCGGCACCAACAUGAACUACAAUGCUGCAGCAGCAGCAGCUGCAGCGGAAGCUGAGGAAGAGGCAGAAGCAGCAGCAGGGGGGGCGGCAGCAAGAGGAAGGGCAAGAAGGGGAGCAGUUGGAGCAAGAGGAGGAGCCGCAGGGACAUGGACAGGAACAGCAAGAGGAGGAGGAGGAGGAGCAGCAGCAGCAGGAACAACCGAAUCUUCGACAAUCGAGAUCGCUACCGCUUUUGUUGUCGCAGCAGCAGCACCAGCAGCAGCUGGGGCAGCAAGAGGAGUUAAUGAUGUUAGACAUUGACGAACAGCAGCAACAGUUGUUACAACAGGAGCAUCAUUACCAGCAACAACAGCAGCAGCAGCAGCAGCAGCUGUUAGGCGGCUACCACCAUCACCAUCAUCACCAUCCCCAUCACCUGGCGUACCAGAUGGGGGGUGGUUUAAGAGGCGGGCAGGUGCGCACCGGUGUCGGGUUUCAUGGCGAGGGGGACGAGGUUCC